Molecule: messenger RNA, 1527 nt
Organism: Heterobasidion irregulare TC 32-1
Lineage: Eukaryota; Fungi; Basidiomycota; Agaricomycetes; Russulales; Bondarzewiaceae
Gene: cpm95
Product: cytochrome P450 monooxygenase 95
Exons: 13
Coding region: 1-1527 (508 amino acids)
Molecular function (GO): oxidoreductase activity, acting on paired donors, with incorporation or reduction of molecular oxygen; monooxygenase activity; heme binding
Source: RefSeq, a predicted model, not a curated record
AUGGACGCGUUCUUGUUUUCGGCUGCCUUUGUUUUCGCCAUCAUCACCGUUAUACGCGUACACAAGACGCUCAAUAGAAAAUCCUCUUUGCCACUUCCACCAGGACCUAGGGGCCUUCCUCUCAUAGGUAAUAUCCUCGAUUUAGCUAACAACGACAUCCAUAUCAAGUCCCGUAUUUGGUCCAGAGAGCUUGGGGAAGACGUGAUAUCAUUAGAUAUCUUCGGCAAUACCAUGAUCAUUCUGAACUCUGCUGAGGCUGUAUCCGAUUUCUUCGAAAAGAGAGGGUCCAACUAUUCCGAUAGGCCUGAUAUGCCGAUGAUUGUUGACUUAAUGGGGUGGGAUUGGACAUUCGCACUUAUGCGCUACGGGCCUCGCUGGAAGGAGCAUCGACGUGUUUUUCAUAGUCACUUCAAUCACAGGGUAUCCGAGCACCAGCAUAUCCAACUCAAAAUCUCACAUGAACUUCUGGCUCUGCUUUUGGAUUCCCCCGUGAAUUAUCUGAACCAUAUUCGACACUAUGCAGCGCAUAUCAUCAUGAAGAGAGUAUAUGGGCAUACGGUAGUUGACGGAAACGAUCCUUAUGUCCAUCUAGUCGACAAGGCCUCGCAAAGCACAUCCGAAGCUGCUGUUCCAGGCGCAUUUCUUGUCGAUCUUUUUCCAAGUUUCAAGUAUGUUCCGGAAUGGGUCCCGGGUGCUAGUUUCAAGAGAAAGGCUCGGGAGUGGAGACAGCUUUCCGAAGCCAUGAUAAACGCUCCUUAUAACAUGGUCAAGUCGAAAGUGACAGCAGGUCGUGCGGAGCCUUGUUUUGUCGCUGAGUGCUUAGAGCAAAACGCGUCUUUUCCCAAAGAGGCACUCAGUGAAGAACUCAUCAAGGAUACUGCCGCCGUGGCCUAUGCUGCUGGGGCCGAUACAAGCGUGUCAACUUUGACCACAUUCAUUCUAGCCAUGACUCUUUAUCCUGAAGCUCAAAAGCGGGCGCAAUCCGAAUUGGAUCAAGUUCUUGGUGGAGACCGUCUGCCUAACUUCAGCGACAAGGACCGGCUUCCAUACGUUCACGCCUUGCUGAAAGAAGUCCUUCGAUGGAUUCCCGUCUUGCCAUUAGCGGUUCCGCAUCGUGCAACACAUGCAGACCAAUAUAAGGGGUACCAUAUCCCGGCCGGUGCCUCAGUCCUUGGAAAUGCCUGGGCUAUCUUGCAUGACGGAAAUACAUAUAUUGACCCCGAACUAUUCAGGCCAGAGCGUUACUUGGAAAGUCCAAACCUACCUGACCCUGCUGAUAGUGGUGUCUUUGGCUUCGGUCGACGGGCAUGUGCGGGCAAGACCAUGGCAUUGGAUACGAUAUGGAUCGCGAUUGCCUCCAUCCUCACGGUAUUCAACAUUACUAAAGCGGUGGAUGAAAAUGGCGAUGUUGUUACGCCUGAAGUGAAGCUGAAUCCAGGAUCUAUCAGCCAUCCUGCUCCGUUCGAAUGCAGCAUCAAGCCGAGGUCGUGCACGACCCUGAGUCUGAUACAGCAUGGGCGCAAUUGA